AGUUCAGCAGUGCAGCUAUAAAGAACAGACCCUUUGUCUAACCUCACUCUUGAAGGAGACAUAGACGGAAUUGUUGGCGCGCAGCGCGCACGUUGUUGCAUGUUUAGAACGUGGUCUGGAAGUAGCUCUGUUGUACGAUAUUCACUAUAAUUUUGUAAUUCUUACUAAAGCUUAUACCGAUUCAUCGGCAAGAAGAUUUAAGUACGUGUCGAUUCACGUACUAGCUAUUGGUGGUCUCAUUCCUUUAUUUUUUGAAAUAUUUGUUUUAAAAUGAAAACUAAACAGGAAGGUAAGAAAGGGAAAAAACGAUCUUCUAAGGAGACUUCUCUUCCUGCAAGACUAGACCGAAAGUCUAAAAAUAUAGUUAAAAUCAAGAAUAAAAAGGAUAAAAUUGACAAUACUGUUCAAAAUGGGGACUCUAUGCUUAAAACUAAAAAGAAAACUAAAACUAUAAAGAAAGCUCUUAAGAAGAUAAAUAAGCAAAAGAAGAAGGAGAAGGAAAUAGAAGAACAAAAUAAUGGAAGUAUUGAAAAAUUAUCGAAAGCAAAAAUAAAGACAAAUAUAAAUGAAGAAAUUAAAUCAAUUCCUAUUGAAUCGAAAAAGGAAACUCUUAUUACAGCAACGGAAAAGAAAUUACACCAAUUAAAGAAUAAACAAUUAAAUCGUGAGAUGAAGAAGGCUUCUGUAUCUUCAUCUCCAACUAAUACAGUUAAAUCUAACAAAGCACUUCGACGUCAACGACGAACAAAAUUUAAUCAUCUUAAUAUGGAACAAAUGAAAAAAAAACUAGCUGAAAUCAGGAGCAGAGAAGUAUUAACAAAGACAGCAAAAAAGAGAAUCUCUGUAUUGCUUAGAAAGAUUACAGUGUUGGAAUCAGAGAAAAAACCUAAGAAAUCAGACAUAGUAAAGGAAGAAAAGACUAAGGAUCAAGCCUAUGUGUUUGUAAAGAAUGAAGAAAAAGAUAACAUCAUGGAUAAAAGAAAAGCAAAAGGAGAGCGUGGCAAGAAUAAAAAAGCUAAAAUCAAGACAGAACAGAAUAAUCAAAAUGACAAAGAUAAUAACGAUGAAGAUCAAAGUGAUACAGAAAAGGAAGAAGAAGAAAAAGGAGAAGCUAUGGAUAUUGCAAAAAAAGGUGUUGAUAUUGAAGAUGUCGAGGAUGAAGAGGACAAUGAAGACCAAGAAGAUGAUGAAGAAACAGCCGUAGUGAAAGUUAAAAAAGAAAAGAAGAAUAUAGUCACACAAAGCGGUAAAUCCUCGGAUGCUCCAGAAAAGAAAGGAACGAAAAAAAAACGAUAUGUUCUUUUCGUCGGAAAUUUGCCACAGAGUAUAACAGCAGAUGAACUGAAGCAACACUUCUUGACCAAGGUUAAAACAGUGACCAGUGUCAGGAUUCAAACUGAUCCGGCUACGAAAGCAUCACGUGGCUUUGCAUAUGUGGAGAUGUCAGACAGAAUAGAUUACGAGAAAGCACUUGCGCUAAACCAUACAUUCCUGAAGAAGAAAAGAAUAAAUGUGCAAUAUACAGCGCCUAAAACUGCGAAUAAGGCGAACAUUGUUGCUAAAAAUAAGAAACUGGAAGCUCUUCGCAAAGUUGGCAAGUUGGCCAAUGUUAAGGGAAAGAAAAAAUCUUCGAAAAAGGGAAAAGAGAAAAUCAUGAAAUCAGAAAUAUAACGCAAUCAAUAGGACUAAAAAGUAAGCACACAGUUUCCGAAGUUGUAUGGAAAAAUUAAUAUCUUUAACAUUACACAAAUGUCACGUCAGAAGAAUGGUUUAAAGCCUGUGUCACACUACGGACUGAAGAUCAAGGAUUGCGGAUUGAAGAUUGAAAUUUGACUAAUCGGAAUAAAGUAAAUCAAAACCGAAGUUCAUCGAUUUGUCGAAAUCUAAUCUUCAAUCCGCAAUCCUUGAUCUUCAAUCCGUAGUGUGACACGGGCUUUAGACAUAUUAAGAUCUUACAUUAUGACAAAUAGGACUGUUUUAUGUGAAGAAAAUACUUUACUGAUUGUUUACUUUUUGUUUAGCAGAUUCAUAUCGUUCAGUAUGUUCAUAUUAAUAGAUCGCUAUAUUUUACUACACAUCAGCUAUAUAUUUGUGACUACUUCCUCAGUAAUGAGAACUUUUUUCUCACAUAAAUAUUUUAAUAAAUUACAUAUGCAAAUAUUAUCAAUAUAUUAUACUAUACAUCAGCUAUAUAUUUGUGACUACUUCCUCAGUAAUGAGAACUUUUUUCUCACAUAAAUAUUUUAAUAAAUUACAUAUGCAAAUAUAGCACCAUGAUUUUAUUCAAACAUAUUAGAUUUGCGCUUUCUCAACUGACUGGUAAAUAUGUCGUGUAAAUGUUGCAUUUUUGGCCAUCAGUACGAUCCUUCAAAUAUGUAUACAUAUAUGUGUGUGUGUGUGUGUAUGUGCUCCACACUGUUGUAUUCGUAAAACAAACGAACGCGCACAUUUGUACUCCUAUUCAGCGUGAACUCGUGACAUUUGUCGUUGCAAGAAAAUACGCUUCUUGAAUGGAACGGGUCCUCAUUUCUGACUUUCGUACUAUUCUCUCUUUGUGACAUCAGCAAUGCAGAAUUCUGUGUAAAAAGCGAACUCUUAGCAGAACUUUAUGCAAAUUAAUUUGCGAAUACUUAUAAACGAGAAUGCGAUGUAUUCCACGACUUAUUUGAGAUUGCUGCCACUUCGCAAGAUUAGAUCGCAAUUUAUUUGUUGAAUAUUUAGUACAAGAAUGGAAGACAGUACGUGCGAACUAGAGACGAAUGGUGCUCAUGAUGAUAUACCAGAGACUAAAUUUGUAGAGGUAUAUAUUUGUGUAUAUUCUUAAGUACAUUGUCUUUAGUACGUUACUGAAGGUUAAUUUAAAAUCCCGAAUCAUAUAACCCCUUGAAUGUGUAUGUACACGUAUCGUAAAUAUUUCAUCAUGUUUCCCGAUCGUAAACUAAACCAUCGUUUGUAUUGUAUAAGUAAUCCAAUUGCUCGUAAAUCUUCAUACGUGCGACUUUCUCAUAGGAAGAAUAUUCCGAACGUAUCAUAUACCCGGAAGAGCUAAAUAAAUUCUUGCAAAAUCGUAUUUGUGUAAGUAUAAUUCUAACGUAGACAUAUGUGUAUAACUGAGGAAUAAAGAUAUUAUUUAAAGUGAAAA
This is a messenger RNA of Harpegnathos saltator (Jerdon's jumping ant), 3142 nucleotides long. RefSeq names its product DNA ligase 1. Bases 271 to 1671 code for a protein of 466 amino acids. Gene Ontology annotation, molecular function: RNA binding. The transcript is spliced from 4 exons. Gene Ontology annotation, cellular component: nucleus. The record is from RefSeq and is a predicted model, not a curated record. Lineage: Eukaryota; Metazoa; Arthropoda; Insecta; Hymenoptera; Formicidae.